UUUGUUUCAUUUGUUCAGUUUCCUGUUAUCAAGUAUCAAUUUCAAUUUAUCGUCGUCUGCUAUCUGAAGAAAAUAAAAAUAAAAUGAUUUUGCUAAAAAAAUGAUGAAUCAAUACUUCAUGAAAAUUUAGUUAUUUGGAAUUACUGUGUACUCCAGUUAUUUGAAGCAUCCUAGCUUUUAAUUUAAUAAUCACAGUAUUUAGGCUUACUGCAGAUGUCCAAGCAAAUUCAUGUUGUCGGAUAUCUUAUCUUUUCACUUGAGAUUUUAAAAACAACUCCUAAUGUUCUACUAACUUUAUGUCAUUACUCAAUAUGUCAUUUAUCAAAUAUUUUCUAAAAAACAAUAACUAUUCAAAACUUGCUAGAUUAGCUUUUGAAUAUUCCGCCCAAUUUACCGGCUUGCAUCGGCAAAGUUUAUUGCCAUUACAAGAAUCAAGAAGAAGCAUGGCGGACGAAGUUGAUAAAUCACAAGCUGCAGCUCCAGGAGGAGAUACAAUAUUUGGUAAAAUACUGCGUAAAGAAAUACCUUGCUCAUUUAUCUACGAAGAUGAUAAGUGCGUUGCAUUCAAUGAUGUGAGCCCUCAAGCACCUGUACAUUUCUUGGUGAUUCCUCGCAAGCCAAUUGAUAUGUUGGCCAGUGCUACUGAAGAGGAUUCGGCACUGUUGGGGCACUUAUUGUUCACUGCGAACAAAGUUGCGGCAAAGGUUGGAUUAGCCGACGGUUACAGAGUUGUCAUAAAUAAUGGUAAAGAUGGAGCUCAGUCGGUUUAUCAUUUGCAUAUUCAUGUGUUGGGUGGAAGGCAAAUGCAAUGGCCUCCUGGUUAAUAUAUAUAAUAUUUGAAAACAAUCGAUUGAAUCAAUAGAAAUAAUUGUAAAUCGCAAUAAAUUACAUAAUCAAAAUGACGUUGACUAUCACAGUUACGGAUGUACUAUUCAAAAAUAUUUUAAUAAACUUGUCACAAACAAU
Nilaparvata lugens (brown planthopper) is the source of this 966-nucleotide messenger RNA. RefSeq names its product histidine triad nucleotide-binding protein 1 (gene HINT1). Lineage: Eukaryota; Metazoa; Arthropoda; Insecta; Hemiptera; Delphacidae. Bases 297 to 824 code for a protein of 175 amino acids. Gene Ontology annotation, biological process: purine ribonucleotide catabolic process. Gene Ontology annotation, molecular function: hydrolase activity. The transcript has 3 exons. Gene Ontology annotation, cellular component: cytoplasm; nucleus. The record is from RefSeq and is a predicted model, not a curated record.